CGACGGAAUUAAGUAGUGUUUAAGGCCUUUAUAAAGUCAUUCCCUCAAAGAUUAAAGAUAAAUGUUUGAACGUUUUAGGCCAAACGAAACGAUCAGGCAUCGCCAAGGACAGCUAAUGUUGGGUCCUCGCUUGCAGGACCUCCAGCAGAAGUAAACAAGAAAAGAUGCUGCGCUAAUGAUCAAUUAAACAUUGGUUUUGGACUAUUUAUUUUGAUGUUACAUGUCAUAUCUGAAGACGGGAUGGAGAAAGAUCACGAACUGGAAAAGUAAGUUACCCCUUUUUGGUGUUAGAGCUCAGAAAUGGAUCAAUAAGAGCUGUUUAGCUGCUAUGUGGACGCGAGGGAGGGAGGGGGUAUUUUUGGUGGACAGCUGUUGUAUUUCUGUGAAAAGACAAAUGUGUUGUGGUUGUAAUGAAAUCCUGCUAGUGUCACCAUUAGCUGCCUUAGCUGUGUGGUUAAAGGUCGGCUAUAUCAGUAGGUCUCCUCAGCUCAGACUCUGCUGACUCAGCAGCUCGGGUCAAACAGGGACACUGCUCCUGCCCCCCCUUUUCACUCACCAAUGAUUCACUUUCUCCUUUACACUGUGCAUCACUCUGUUUUCUCUCACUUAAUUAAAUGAUUCCUGCCUUGGCUCCCCCUUGAGGUUCUGUACCCUCUCUGUUUGUCCUCGGCUUCUCCUCCUCCUCCCUUGACUCACUUUGAUAUCCCUGUUCAGGCGUGCAGUGGAGGAGCUCCUAAAGGAGACUGACAGGGCCCGGGUAAGAGCAGAGACCAUGGGCCCUUCAGGAUGGUGAGUACUGUGUUUCACAUCCAACACAUAUCAGUCAUAUUUCAACACUGCCCUGUUACUUAUCAGACUCGUUUUAUUUGCUCUGGGACGUUUUUUUCGUAUGUAUUUUUAUUUCCCAUUUUAAUUAUUUGCUUAUUCAGUAAUUGACACACACACACACACACACACACACACACAAGCAAAUGACAGAUUAAAAUGCACAAAACCAACAAACUAUUCUAGCCAAGCAUAUCAAUCAAUCAAUCAAGUGACAAAGUGCUGUCCAUUCGCGCAGGAUAUUAAAAACACAAUGAUGUAAAAUAAAUAAAAGUACAAAUACCAAUCCCCAACCCCCAUUCGACACACACAGCACUCACACGCUCACUCACACAGAUGCACACUCAAAAGACCAGGUGAGGAAUCUUCGACUUGCCACUGAUGACUGAGGAAAUGCUUUCUUGAGUUAAAAAAGAUGAGGAAACACCGGAUCUAGGACUCAAACGAUAAAAUCCAUGAUUAAAUAUAAUAAAGGUCAUAAAGCUUUGAAAGUUAAUAAAAUAAAAGUCUUAAAAUCAAUCAAUAAAAGAAAGUAAAUUAAAAAGAAGUGGUACAACACAAAAUAGUUACUCACUGACUAAAAUAGUGUAAAAUCACAUAAUGCAGAUUAAAAGAUUAAUACAAAAUUCAAGUAAAAGCCAGACUAAAAAGGUAGGUCUUUAGUUUACUUUAACAAAAAAAAAUUAAAAAAAUAAUAUAUAUAUAUAUAUAUCAGUGGCGAUUGCUCUAAGACUGCAAGGGAAGCUCGGCUUCCCUUAAAAUGUCACCCCCCCAAAAAAAGAAAAAGUGGUGAAAUACGUACGGCUGUGUGUACAUUUCAUUAACUAAAUACGCACUAGAAAGCCUUCAACUUUUGUUCAGACACUGUGAUAAGAAGCUGAUAAUCACAGGUAACCGGCAUAACUUCGUUCUCAUUCAUCCUCGCAGCGCCUCAGCGCUCCAAACAGUCGGACGCUGGGCUUCUGCUGACUUCAAUGUGGAAGCUUAAAGUGGGUUGUUCCAGCAGCGAAACUAGACGCUCAUUGGAUAAAUGCUGGGCUUUGUCCCGCCCAAUGGAAGCUAAGCUUCACUGGAGUUCUAUGGCGAGAGGGCGGUCCCGACUUUCUCCCGGACUCCAAGCUUCUGCAUUCAUGAUUGGAUGAGCUGUCUGAGGCGAAAUCCUUUUUUGAUUGACAGCUAAACAAGCGAAUCAGCGAUCUUGAAGAAUAAAACAUCUACCAGAGCAUUUUCCAAGUCAUUCAUUCCGUUGUUCUUAACUGCUCCAGAGACUUUACCGAUCCUCAGCGACUGUUGUCUUUGUUAAAAACGACUGCCGUUGUUUUUGGCGACUCUGUUCUGUUACAUACUAAUAAACAAAUACAAUUAUGAUGUAGGCCAGAAAAAUGAGCUUCCCCUCCUUGAAAGACCAGCAGCCGCCACUGAUAUAUAUAUAUAUAUAUAUAUGUGUGUGUGUGUGUGUAUUUAUAGCCAAUCUAACAAACAUCUUCCAGUUUUGUGUAGAUGAUUUUGAAGGGUUCUUGCCCAAACAAUUUCACAGCGUGAUGAAUAACCCUAAAAUAAAAUGUUAUUUUUGAAAUGCCUCAUUUUUUCUCAACUAUCCCAUGAGAUUUAGUGACCCUUCUGCAAAAAAGUCCAACCUGUUCUCCCCAGAAAGUUCAUGAUAAAUCUGGAAACCAAAAUAAGCUUAUUUUUGUCAGAGGUUUAGUUACUCUGUCCCAUACUCUCAAGUGGUUAGCUUCUAUCUCCUUAACCACAACUUUUAAGGCCUGCUUUUCAUAUAUUUAUUAACAGUAUAAUAAUUUCACAAAAUCUAUGUAUACCCACAGCCAGACCUAAUAAUACUAGCACAAGACUUAUAACAUAUUAUAGAUCCCUUUGUACAUUAUUAUACCCUGUGAAGAGAUCAAGCAUCCUUACAUUUUAUUUGGUGUUUGGGGCUUUCCAUAGUUAAAAAAAUAAUAAUAAUCAUACUGCCAUUUCCUUCAAGGAUUCCAUUAUUUUUAAAUGAUCAUUUAUGCUAUGUCAAGUUUAGAAAUAAACUGAAGUAAAGACCUCUUUCAUAGAAGAAACCUAAGAAUGACAUGGAUACAACAUCAGAUGAAUGCAAAACAAACAAAAUAAACAAAGAUGGUCACCUACUCUGUGGUUCAAUUUCCCUGAGGUGUAACUGAGCUCCAUCAUUCAUAUUUCAUAUUGAUAAAGACCAAAGCCUCUCUGUCUCAAAUGUCAGUUGUCAAAAGCUGUGCCUGUUCACUCUCCUGCCAGGUUGAAGUGUCCCCUGCGGAGCACCAACAAGCGCUUCCUCCUGAACACUCUGCGUUCCACCGGCCUGAAGCAGCGUGAGCCCAGAUCUGGACAGUCCUCCACAAGAGGGCGCCUGAGGAGAUAUAACUCCCCAGACAGAAGCAGAGACCGCAGCAGAACACCUCCCAGAGAUCACAGGAGUAAAGGAGGACACACAGACCAUAAACAGCAUCACAGGGACAGCUGCAAUAACAAAGAUAAGAGGCGAGAGGGGGACAAAGAGAGGAGUAACAGGCACAGAGACAACAGAAAGCAGGGACAUGAGAGAGACGACCGGCCAGAACAGAGACGCAGAAAGACCUCAUGAACAACAACUCUGCUCUGUCCCCAACACUGAUUUUAUAAAUUACACACCUUUUUUAGGCAGCAGACACUCUUGGGGCUGAUCUGACCAGCCAAAACACCCCUCAGCGCUACUCUGUGCAGGUGGCCUGGUGGGAUAUACAGAGAAAAGAAGAGCCAGAGAAGACAUUUAUUUUCAGUUCCUAAUCCUGCUUAGUGAGUGGGAUGAAAAGAUGCCUCUUAAUUUGGGAUUUUGAAUUAUGUGGUAGGUGGUAGAAUUUAGCUAAUUCCUGUUAAACAGAGAGGAAUAUGACAUCCUAUUUCACACUCUUUUUGCAGAUUGACCUCUAAAUUUAAACAAUGAAGGGAUUUUUAAACAGAUUAUGAUUCAAUCUUUACACACGGUUCCAUUUUGUAUACUAUAAAUGUUACUUAUAGUAUCAUUACCUUUGCUCUGUCAUUGUUCACUGGUCUCAAUGUUUACAUUAGUCACUGGGUAAGCAUAUUUUAUCACCUGUCUAACUUUGUGACAAGUAUAUCAGAAACACCAUCUUUGUUAAAGGAGAUACAAAUUCUUUUUUUCUUGACACUCCUGUGUGGGCAAAAUAUAAUGACUGAACUUGUAUUUUCAAGAGUUACAUUAGGUUUCAACACGGACCUGUGCAUAACCGUCUAAUAUUUGUAAUACAGUUCAUAGCUGUCUCAUCCCCUUGGUUUUUAAAUACAGUGUUUUAUUGUUCAACA
This is a messenger RNA of Xyrichtys novacula (pearly razorfish), 4155 nucleotides long. The record is from the annotation of a GenBank genome assembly. NCBI's taxonomy places the organism in Eukaryota, Metazoa, Chordata, Actinopteri, Labriformes, Labridae.